Molecule: messenger RNA, 1214 nt
Organism: Exophiala viscosa
Lineage: Eukaryota; Fungi; Ascomycota; Eurotiomycetes; Chaetothyriales; Herpotrichiellaceae
Exons: 1
Coding region: 245-1171 (308 amino acids)
Source: RefSeq, a predicted model, not a curated record
CGUUGCAUUCGGGAUUGCGCCUAGCCAAUGUCACGGUUACGAUAGGCAGAUCUGACCGGCCAGGGUUGCACGGCGUUCCCCGCAUAAUCAAAAGGAGGGGAGUGAGUGAGGCGGCUGCUGGGUUCGUUUUCACUCGGCGAGCAUGAAAUUGCCAUUGAUAUCAAUGUAACAGCGCUUCCAAAACCUCACAGCCAUUGUCUUGCUUCUCUCGAGAAGGGGCGUUGUUGAAUGUCGACUUUCAACAAUGAAUGCAACUCCACGGACCCCUCAUCUGGAUGCCCUCCGCAAAGAUGGCUUCGUCAAGAUCCCUAGUCUGCUGUCAACACAACAACUUCGAAGGCUGCGGGAAUCUUGUGAACAGACAACUAAGCAGGUACGGCAAGGCAAGUGGCCGUACGUGCGGACGGUGCCAAAACAAUAUCCGCCGUGGCAUGAAUGGCGACCGGGAGACAACAUCUGGGGAGUGCAGCAUCUCCUUCAUCCAGACAUGGCUCAGCGGAAUGCUUUCGCCGAGCUCUACUUUUCGGACGAAGUCCUCUCGAUAGUGAAAGAGCUGGUGGGUCUGAAAGACGACGAGCAUGGUGAUGAUCAGCUGGUCAUGGAACUGUUUAAUCUGCUCGUGAGUCCUGCUGAGCGACAAGACUUUGAGUUAUGCUGGCAUCGAGACGAUGUUCGGCCAGACGUCACUCCGGAGAACGAAGCCCAACAACUGAAAGAGAAGAGCCCCGAGGGUAAACAACUACAUGCGCAAUACAACAUUGCACUCUUCGACGAUGCCUCCCUUAUUGUUGUUCCGGGAAGUCAUCAGCGGAUCCGAACUGAUGAAGAACGAAAUGCCGCACCUUUCGAGCCCAAUCUACCUGGUCAACUCGUGGUGGAGAUGAAGCCUGGUGAUGCUGUCUUCUAUGACAGCAACAUUCUACAUCGUGGUGUCUACAAAGGAGUAGAUACGUCUACCGAUCUUGGUCGGAUGACUCUUCACGGCUCCAUCGGGCUAGCUGGCCAUGGCAGUGAACGAGCCAGACAGGUCCUGCAGCAUGCUGUAGGUCAGUGGAUUGGCAGAGCACAAUUUGACCUGGAAGGAUCGAAAGGUGAACGAGCUGAAGCCAUGCGUCAAAGGCUCGUUGAGAUGGGAAGCGGUGAAGGUCUUGGUUACUCGCUUGUAGGCUAGCCAGGUUCAACUUCCAGGUCUAUGCCACGUCCUCUGUUCUUUG